Messenger RNA from Nematolebias whitei (Rio pearlfish), 2004 nucleotides. It is a transcript of the gene tmtc4, whose product is annotated as transmembrane O-mannosyltransferase targeting cadherins 4. Lineage: Eukaryota; Metazoa; Chordata; Actinopteri; Cyprinodontiformes; Rivulidae. The transcript is spliced from 15 exons. Bases 166 to 2004 code for a protein of 612 amino acids. Gene Ontology annotation, biological process: protein O-linked glycosylation via mannose; endoplasmic reticulum unfolded protein response. Gene Ontology annotation, molecular function: mannosyltransferase activity; protein binding. The record is from RefSeq and is a predicted model, not a curated record. Gene Ontology annotation, cellular component: endoplasmic reticulum.
GCUAAGUGAUCUGUUCAAAGAGUGACAUUUAUUUAUGAGUAACUUAGCUUGUACAACGCCUGAUGUUGGAUGCGUUUCCAGCAGGUGACGCGGUAUGACUCUGCCUGUAAUCAUCCUCGUCCUCUCAGGGAGAUAAUAGUAGGAUGAUCAAGGCUCUCGUGAAUUAUGUCAGUCACUCAAGUUUACUGGGAUCACCAUAUACCCUUGCCAAAGCUUGCUCCAGUCCAGGCCAAGGUGGCCGUGGCUCUGGUGGCGCUCCUGUGCUUCAUGAACAGCUACGAUGGAGAGUUUGUGUUUGACGAUUCUGAAGCAAUUGUCAACAACAAGGACCUGAAACCAACAACCCCCCUGAGCAACAUCUGGAGCAAUGACUUUUGGGGAAGCAAUCUGAGUAGCAACUCUAGUCACAAAUCUUAUCGACCGCUCACUGUUCUGACAUUUAGAUUAAACUACCUCUUAGCUGGAGGCCUGCACCCCAUUGGCUUCCAUGUACUAAACAUCAUCCUCCAUGCUGUCAUAUCUGUCCUUAUGAUUGACAUGUUUUCCAUACUCAUCGGUGGACUGGAUUAUGAUGACAAGGGGCGGACAUUGAAUCAUGCUCCAAAGACCUCUCUGCUUGCUGCCAUCUUUUUUGCUGCACACCCAAUUCACACAGAAAGUGUGGCAGGAAUUGUGGGCCGAGCCGACCUUCUGUGCACGCUGUUCUUUCAGUUCUCUUUCCUCACUUACUGUAGAGCUUUUAACAAAGGAAGUGACAGCUUCUCUUUAAAAUGGGUUGUGAUCAGCCUUGCAUUGUGUGCUGUAGCAAUGCUUUGUAAAGAACAAGGCAUCACCGUUCUGGGCAUAAAUGCAGCCUUUGAUGUCCUCCUCAUUUGUAACGUUAACGUGUAUGAACUUUGCCAGCGGCUAAUCUUUAGGAAAAAUCCACUUAAUUUAAAGGAGAUGCUGAGAAUGGGUUUGCUGACACGAUUGGCCCUUAUGAGUCUUGGAGGUCUCUCCAUGCUCUAUGCACGCUGGAGGAUCAUGGGUACUGGACCACCAGCAUUCACAGAAGUUGACAACCCUGCCUCUUUUGAAGAAAACGUCUUUAUUAGAAAGUUGCUGUACGUUAUGGUGCUUGCACUGCUGAGUGUGCAUGUAGUCCGAUGUGCCCUUCGCAGUCACCAGUGGAGGUCUGAACAAAGCCUAUUCGUCAGUGCCCUGUCUGUCUGUCCACUCAAUGCCAAGGUGCAUUAUAAUGUAGGGAAGAACUUGGCUGAUAGAGGGAACAGUACUGCUGCUGUCAGAUAUUACAGAGAGGCAGUCAGGCUACAUCCAACUUAUGUUCAUGCAAUGAACAACUUAGGGAACAUCCUGAAGGAGAGGAAUGAACUCAUUGAGGCAGAACAGCUGUUGUCUAAAGCUGUUUCCAUUCAAUCUGACUUUGCUGCAGCUUGGAUGAAUCUUGGUAUAGUUCAGAACAGCCUCAGAAAGUUUGAGGAGGCAGAGCAGAGCUACCGAAAUGCUAUCCGCUUCCGUAGAAAAUACCCAGACUGUUACUACAACCUGGGACGCUUGUAUGCUGACCAAAACAGACAUAUAGAUGCCCUGAAUGCUUGGAGAAAUGCAACUGUUCUAAAACCUGACCACAGCCUGGCUUGGAACAAUAUGGUCAUUCUGCUGGACAAUACAGGUAACCUGGGUCAAGCAGAGCUAAUUGGCCGAGAGGCCUUGAAGCUCCUCCCUGAUGAUCACACCAUCAUGUUUUCAUUGGCAAACGUGUUGGGGAAAUUACAGAAAUACAAGGAGUCAGAGGGCUUUUUUCUUCAUGCCCUUCGGAUCAACCCAAAUGCUGCUAGUUGCCAUGGCAAUUUAGCUGUGUUGUAUCAUCGCUGGGGAAAGCUGGAACUGGCAAAGAAACACUAUGAGCUGUCUCUAAAGUUGGACCCUAAGGCUCCCGGUACAAGAGACAACUACAACAUGCUGCAACGCAAACUGAACCAGCUUAAACACGGCACACCCUGA